AUGAACAGAGGAAUGGGGUUUAUGUCUCCUGAAUCAUAUGCGAGUACUUCAAAUUGGUUGUUCCAGGAAAGUGUGGUGACAAAGUGGACUCCUGAAGAGAACAAAAGGUUUGAGAAUGCUCUUGCAUUAUUUGACAAAGAUACUCCAGAUAGAUGGAACAAUGUGGCGGCAAUGAUCCCAGGAAAGACUGUAAGUGAUGUGAUCAAACAGUAUAUGGAAUUGGUAGAAGAUGUUAGCGAUAUAGAAGCUGGUUUAAUACCAAUACCUGGGUACACCAAUAAUUCUUUCACAUUGGAUUGGGUGAAUAACCAAUAUUAUCAUGGCUACAGACCAUCCUGUGGUUCGGCCGGUAGUCGGUACUUGUCCACUCGGUCGUCUGAACACGAAAGGAAAAAGGGUGUACCAUGGACGGAAGAAGAGCACAGGCAAUUUCUGUUGGGGCUGAAAAAGUACGGAAAAGGAGACUGGAGAAAUAUCUCGCGCAAUUUUGUAACGACGAGGACUCCAACUCAGGUUGCUAGUCAUGCUCAGAAGUACUUUAUCAGGCAGCUUUCUGGAGGGAAGGAUAAGAAAAGAUCGAGUAUACAUGAUAUCACAACCGUCAAUCUUACAGAAAUGAAAUCGCCUUCAUCAGAUAAAGAUAGACCUCAUUCACCAGAUAAAUCUACCGUGGUUAUGCAUUUUCAACAGAAUUCAGGCUCUAAUCAGCCAAAUGAAGGUGCGAGAACGGUUUUCAACCUACCAAGUAGUAGCCUUAUAAUGUCACAUCUUCGAGGCUUAGCUGAUGUUAUUCGGAAACUAUCACAAGAUGCAAAACAUGUUAGCAAGUGCACUCAGGAUGCGUUUAGUACGCAACAUGAUCAGACAAUACAAUGA
This is a messenger RNA of Fraxinus pennsylvanica, 876 nucleotides long. The record is from the annotation of a GenBank genome assembly. NCBI's taxonomy places the organism in Eukaryota, Viridiplantae, Streptophyta, Magnoliopsida, Lamiales, Oleaceae.